CAAUAAUGCCACACUGGAGACUGAACAUACCAUUCAGACAACUGAAAUCACAAGGAAGCAUCACGGUCAGCAGCAGUGUGCCAGAAGAGAUGCCUCCUCAUUGUCUUAUGGAGUAAGAAAAAGACCAACUAUUCAUGAUCACUGCCUUAGGAGCAGCUGGAGCUACAUCUUGUUUGCACCAUGGAUGUCCAAGAGUCACAGGAUACGAAACAGUCCCAAAGUGAGUCUGUGUGCAGAAGCCAACAAAACAUAUCCAACACAUCUUUAUCCCAGUUCUCUGGAAGCGCACAACAUUUUACUUCUAAUGGAAGCAUUUAUUGUGAGCCAGAGGAGUACACAGAGACAGACUUUCUGCUCCCGAAUGAGCUUUACGGUGGGUCACGGAUCAGCAGAUCAGUGAGAGCAAAGGAUGCAGAUGUCUCAGGCGCACCUGCAGAGUCCAUCUGCUCCAUGGUUAUGCAGAUUCUGGUGCCAUUUCUGUUGGCUGGGUUCGGAACGGUUUUUGCCGGGAUGGUGCUUGAUGUUGUUCAGAGCUGGGUGGUGUUCCAGGAAAUCACAGAGAUCUUAAUUCUAGUCCCAGCUGUUUUAGGCAUGAAGGGAAACUUGGAAAUGACUCUGGCCUCAAGACUCUCAACUGCUGUGAAUGCAGGAAAAAUGGACUCUGCCAGAGAAAAGUGGAUGCUGAUUGCUGGAAACCUGGCAAUCAAGCAGCUACAAGCUACAGUCCUGGGCCUGCUGGCAUCCCUCCUGGCGGCUAUGUUGGGCUGGAUGGCAGAAGGACAGAUGCCCUUUCAUCACAUAGUGCUCCUGUGUUCAACCAGUGUUUCUACUGCCUUUGUGGCUUCACUGCUGCAAGGUUUCGUUAUGGUGGGAGUGAUCAUGGGUUCCAAACGGAUAGGAAUCAACCCUGACAAUGUGGCCACACCCAUAGCAGCCAGCUUUGGAGAUCUCAUCACUCUCGCCUUGUUGGUGUGCUUCAGCCAGUGGUUCUACUCCUUUAUAGAACUUUAUCCCUAUGUAUUGUACCUGGUGAAUCUAUUGUUUUUAUGCCUGAUCCCUGCCUGGGUGACUAUUUCCUCCAAACACCCAGCCAGUCACAUCCUGCUGCGCACAGGCUGGGAACCAAUCAUUACAGCAAUGCUCAUCAGCAGUAUUGGAGGACUUAUUCUGGACAAGACUGUGUCAGAUCCAAACUUGGCAGGAAUCAUAGUUUAUGCCCCGGUCAUAAAUGGUGUUGGAGGAAACCUCGUUUCCAUACAGUCUAGUCGUAUUUCAACUCAUCUGCAUUUGAAAUGCUCACCUGGGGAGCUUCCUCUGGGCCAACAGAGCUGUCGUAACCCCUGGCACACAUUCUUUGGUUCAGGAGCAAACCAUCGAUCUGCUAAGAUUCUGCUUCUCCUGGUCAUCCCUGGCCAGUUGAUCUUUUUACACACUACUCAUCUAAUGAAAGGAGGGCACACUUUACCCAGUCCUCUCUUCACAGUUGCCUUCUUGUUUACUUCUUUGAUUCAGGUCUUUAUCCUGCUCUGCAUAGCUGACUGUUUGGUUCACUGUCUGUGGAGGAGGGGUAAAGAUCCUGACAGCUAUUCAAUACCUUACCUCACAGCCCUCGGAGAUCUUCUAGGGACUGUUCUACUCUCGCUUGCUUUCCUCAUGCUGUGGUGCAUUGGUGAUUCAGGAAGUGUAUAAGUUCAAAAUGAAAAAACAUAAGACUUUAUAGUUCUGAAACAUAACCAGCUUAUAGAGUCAUAUUAAAGCUAUUCAACACAUAAAUCUGCCUUCAUCUUUGCCAGAUAGCAACAUAGUUUUCUGCUUUAAGUUGUUUAUUAAAACACAAGGAGCACACCUACAGAACAAAUACAAAUAUGUGUGACUGUAACACACUUCACAGUUUUGUCACUUUUUAAGUCUUUAAUUCACUGCACAUAAUCAUGCCCUUACAAAACCCAGAACAGCGUGAGUGCCAUUUGUUCACCUUGUGCUUCACUGUGUGCGUCACCAUGUGUGCUGUCAUGUCAAAAUGUGGUUACUGUCUGUCCUUCUGUGGGCGGGGUCUGUCAACAUUAUAAUGUUGCAGCUGUGCAAAAUGCAAGGGUCGAGUUCAGUGUGUGAUCCCACAUAUGAGUAAAGACCACUAAAAGUGGGGAGGCAAAGGGUCUCAUUGACCCUUCCCACAUUACAAUCCUAUCACACAGCCUUUAGCAUGUUUGAAGUAUUUCUAGAUUCACAUAUGAAGUAUGUUUAUAUGGUGGAUAAAUGUAAUAUUUUCCAUCAUG
Molecule: messenger RNA, 2276 nt
Organism: Archocentrus centrarchus (flier cichlid)
Lineage: Eukaryota; Metazoa; Chordata; Actinopteri; Cichliformes; Cichlidae
Gene: slc41a2a
Product: solute carrier family 41 member 2a
Exons: 11
Coding region: 181-1689 (502 amino acids)
Biological process (GO): monoatomic cation transport
Cellular component (GO): plasma membrane
Molecular function (GO): monoatomic cation transmembrane transporter activity
Source: RefSeq, a predicted model, not a curated record